AUGUUAGAAACUUUCAAAAUGGCGGCCGUCGAAGACGAAGUUGAUAAAGAUGGAGAAGACGUGACUUUCAAAUCACUGGGAAUUGUCGAUGUUUUGUGUGAAGCCUGCCAACAAUUGGGAUGGAAGUCACCCACAAAGAUACAAAGAGAAGCCAUUCCAGUUGCUUUACAAGGCAAUGAUAUAAUUGGUUUAGCAGAAACAGGUUCUGGGAAGACAGGAGCAUUUGCUCUUCCAGUUCUUCAGAAGCUACUUGAAAAUCCGCAGAGAUUGUAUGCCCUUAUUCUAACACCAACAAGAGAACUGGCAUUUCAGAUUUCUGAACAGUUUGAAGCCUUAGGAGCAAGUAUUGGAGUGAAGUGCGCUGUAAUAGUUGGGGGAAUUGAUAUGAUGUCACAGGCUCUCAUGUUGGCAAAAAAGCCACACAUCAUAAUAGCCUCACCAGGAAGGCUUGUUGAUCACCUAGAAAACACAAAAGGAUUCAAUUUAAGAACUCUGAAAUAUCUGAUAAUGGAUGAAGCUGAUAGGAUAUUAAAUCUUGAUUUUGAAAAAGAGGUGGACAAGAUAUUGAAGAUAAUUCCUAGAGAGAGAAGAACAUAUUUAUACUCUGCAACCAUGACAAAAAAGGUUCAAAAGCUUCAAAGAGCUUCUUUACAAAGUCCUGUUAAAGUUGAAGUUGCAACAAAAUACACCACUGUGGACAAGUUACAGCAGAGUUAUUUGUUUAUACCAAACAAAUUUAAGGACUGUUAUCUUGUAUCUGUCCUCAAUGAACUGGCUGGAAACAGUUUCAUGGUGUUUUGUGGCACGUGUAACAAUGUGCAGAGAGUGACACUCAUGCUGAGAAAUCUCGGUCUCCAGGCUGUGCCUCUUCAUGGACAGAUGACUCAGUCAAAAAGACUCGGCGCCCUGAACAAGUUCAAGUCCAAAGACCGCUCAAUUCUGAUCGCCACAGAUGUGGCUAGCAGGGGCCUGGACAUUCCACAUGUGGAUGUUGUUAUUAAUUUUGAUAUACCAACACAUUCUAAGGAUUAUAUUCAUCGAGUUGGACGAACAGCUAGAGCUGGUCGUUCUGGGCGCUCUAUUACCUUCGUUACUCAGUAUGACGUGGAAUUAUACCAACGAAUCGAGCAGCUUAUAGGCAAAAAACUACCUCUGUACCCCACAGUGGAGGAGGAAGUCAUGUUACUGAUGGAACGAGUGACAGAGGCACAGAGAUACGCUAAGAUGGAGCUCCGAGAGUUGCAAGAGAAAAAGAAGAGGCCCUUAGACGAAGGAGAGAACAGUCAAGAGAUCAGAAUGCCAAGCAAGAAAAAGAAAUUUGCUGCUGGCAAGAAAAAGGGAAAGAAAUUUAAAUAAACAAUAUUACCUACA
This is a messenger RNA of Pocillopora verrucosa, 1371 nucleotides long. Its product is annotated as probable ATP-dependent RNA helicase DDX47. Lineage: Eukaryota; Metazoa; Cnidaria; Anthozoa; Scleractinia; Pocilloporidae. The record is from RefSeq and is a predicted model, not a curated record. Gene Ontology annotation, molecular function: ATP binding; RNA helicase activity; nucleic acid binding.